AUGGAAGAGGCCGAGGCUACACAGUUUCUGGAAUCCUUACUGGGAAAGACUUUCAACAUCACUGUCCUGGACGGGCGACUGUUUUCGGGAGUUUUUCGAUGCACCGACAAUGAAAGCAAUGUCAUCCUUUCAAAUUCAUUCGAGUACAGAAUGCCAUCCAAAACGGCCGAACAGGCGGCUGUUGAGAAAUUGAAGGCUACCGGGCAGGCGAGCAGGGUGGACAUGACGUCGCGAUUCGUGGGCCUCAUUGUCAUUCCAGGCAAGCAGAUUGCAAAGAUGGAAGUCGAAGAGAAGAGGGAAUGGCCGAGCAGCCAGUCCUUGUCGAUUCGGACGCGAACAUGA
Molecule: messenger RNA, 342 nt
Organism: Fonsecaea multimorphosa CBS 102226
Lineage: Eukaryota; Fungi; Ascomycota; Eurotiomycetes; Chaetothyriales; Herpotrichiellaceae
Exons: 1
Coding region: 1-342 (113 amino acids)
Cellular component (GO): NatC complex
Source: RefSeq, a predicted model, not a curated record